AGAUGGCGGACAUCGAUGUCAAUGUUUUCUUUGACGAAUUUAAACGCUUUGUCGAAGAUCUGUCCUUCGAGAAGUUUCAGACGAAUCUUUUCACUGAAGAUAUCAGUGUUGCAGAGGAGCUCCUUGGUCUAGCUAAAAAUACUUACCAAGGAUUAGUGUUAUUUUUCUGCCUGUUCAAAGAAAUUUAUGUUUCAAUAGUGGAUGCUGAUUGUAUAGAGUUCACGGAAACCCUAGUUGCACUUAUCGAGAUGUACAGUGAUAUGACACAAAGGAUGGAGGAACGCUGUAAUAUGCUUGAGGAAAGAAACACCGAUACAGGGUUCAGAUGCCAUGUUCUUAAUGUUGGUGGCCGAGGGAGGCCACGUUUUGUUGUUUCAAAAAAUCAAGUUGAGGGAUUAAAGGACUUGGGAUUUUCCUGGACGAAAAUAUCAACAAUGAUUGGCGUGUCCAGAACAACUUUGCAUCGGAGGAGGCAAGAAUUAGGGCUCAAUAGCUGUAAUAACUAUAGUGAAAUUGAUAAUGAAGAACUCGAUGUUUUUGUGAGGUUUAUAUUGGAACAAACACCAGAAGCAGGGGAAGUGAUGGUGCGAGGUGCACUUCGGGGACGAGGGAUCUCUGUUCAAAGAUGGAGGCUGAGAGACUCUAUCCAAAGAGUUGAUCCUGUGAGGAAGCAAUACAGACAAAGACUGAGGAUUCGAAGGAGGGUAUAUAAUGUGCCUGGGCCCAACAGUCUAUGGCAUUUAGAUGGUCAUCAUAAGCUCAUUAGAUGGAGGAUGGUGAUUCAUGGUGCUGUUGAUGGCUUUUCAAGGACUGUUGUUUUUUUAAGAUGUGGUACUGAUAAUGAGGCUCCAACAGUUUUAGAACUCUUUGAAGAAGCAACAAAGAAGUUUAAUGUGCCACACAGAAUUCGUUGUGACCAUGGAACUGAAAACAUAGAUGUAGCAAGAUGGAUGCUUGCAAGACAAAACCAUGUCAAUAAUCCUGUUAUCACUGGUUUAUCUGUUCACAAUCAAAGAAUAGAGCGCCUUUGGCGUGAUAUAGGUGAUUCAUUUGUAAGAUAUUAUAGAUGCCUAUUCUACUUCAUGGAAGAAAAUUUCUUGCUUGAUCCUGUUGAUGAAGUGCACCUAUAUGCAUUACACUUUGUCUAUCUUCCAAGGAUAAACCGUUCCGUUGAAGAAUUCAUUUUACAAUGGAACAAUCAUCCUGUAAGGACUGAGAAUUCCCUUUCACCUCUUCAAAUGUGGAUGCAAGGAAUUUACAACUAUGCGCACUCAAGCCAGCCAGCAGUACAAAUGCUACUAGGUCCUACCAUUGAUCCCGAGGCAUUUGGGGUUUCUGAUGAUGAUCCAGACCCAGAAUUGCAAACGAACAAUCAUGUUGAAGUCCCCCGCUCAUCAAUAGAACUGACUGAUUCAGACAAAGCAGUCCUUGAAUUUGCAAUUGAUCCACUAACUGACGAUGGUAAUCAUGGCAUAGACAUGUUUCUUAUGGCUGUCCAUAUGAUAAAACAUUUCAUAAAUUGACUAUUGGAAGUACAUGUACAUAACUAUUGUGAAGAUGUCAAUCUUGAGGAGUCCAAGCAAGAAAAGCAAAAAAAAAGUUGGCCGAGGGCAAGCGGGUGCCUUUGGAGGCAGUGUUUGCUUAGAAGGCUGUCAUGUUUCAAUGAAGUGUAGCUAGUUGCCUUGUUGUUUAAAUUUCUAGAACUACAUGGCAUAUACCAUGUACUUUUUAUUUGCAGGGUGCUCUCUCGAGUUUUGACUUUGUUUGUUUCAUAUCCUUAAAAUAAAAUGAACUUUGUUCAAAAUAGAAAGUGCAGGCAAGACAUUUGUAUACAAAAUAAUGUUAAACACUGUCAACACACCUUUCUAUAUAGAAUGAAUACAUCCUUUUCAACAAAUCAACAUUUAUUAACAUUUUAAUAAAAUUGAGGAAGAUCAUGCAAAGAAAAGAAGUACUUUAAAUGUACAAAUAUCAAUAUUGAGAGGCCGGCUUCUCAACUCUCUAAAUUAAUGCAAUGUUUAUACUUAACAUUUAUUACAAUGUCCUAAUUUGGUUUUGCAUGAUAUAGCUCAAGUGACCAUACAAAACCAGUAAAAAAGUGAUCAAUUAAUAAUUCAGCUAUGUUAGGCCUAAAGCCUACAACUUGUCAUAUAUUCCAAUUCAAUUAAAGCUAAUAAUAUCCAAUGUAAAUGUUUUUAAAUGUCUAUCAAAUCUUAUAUUCAACUUCUUUUAUAACAUCUUAAACUUUAUUUAAAAUCAAUAGAGUUUAAACUAAAUUUACCAAUGAUUGGUAAUUAAAUUGUGAUUACUUCAUGUGAAUUAUUUAAAAUAUGAAAAUUUGGCACCCCUAAGGGUUUCCUUUUGUAUUAUAACAUUAACAAGAACAACAACAUUAACAUCAAAUUGCAAUACAAAUAACUAGCCAGUCUGAGAGCUAUUGUUCCUAAAAGAUGAACAAAAAAAUUCAGAUGGUGAUGUUAUUUCUUUGGUGCUAACUAUAUAUAUGUACAAUCCUUUCAUGCAACAUAACCAAUUGUAUGCAAGCUUGUGCAAACUAAAUAAAAUAUUCCAAUCGAAACAAUUGAAUGCAAACAUAACAUCUAACAUUUGGAAAUAUUUUACAAUUUUUAUUCUAGUCCUUUUCAAAACAGAAAAUCUACCAAAACUUUUCACUAAGCCCAAAUAGGAAAUUUAGUUCUUCAUGUCUUAAUGAUCCUAUCAGUGUGUAUAUAUAUCUUUGAAUGGACAUUGUCCACCAGCAUCCCCUUUGAGCUUUUUCUCAUGUUUGAAAAUAAAAAUAGAGUGUAAUAUAAGCAAAAGCUUAUUCUGUAUUAUGGGAACUUAUUCCAAAUGGAUAUUUGAAGCCACCUCAAUUUCCAUAUUAUAUGAAAAAGUUUAAACACAACCGCAUCGAAUGCUGGUGGACCAUAUGUCCCUUUAGGAAU
Exaiptasia diaphana is the source of this 2945-nucleotide messenger RNA. RefSeq lists its product as uncharacterized. Gene Ontology annotation, biological process: DNA integration. Gene Ontology annotation, molecular function: nucleic acid binding. The transcript has 2 exons. Lineage: Eukaryota; Metazoa; Cnidaria; Anthozoa; Actiniaria; Aiptasiidae. Bases 3 to 1523 code for a protein of 506 amino acids. The record is from RefSeq and is a predicted model, not a curated record.